This is a messenger RNA of Microdochium trichocladiopsis, 858 nucleotides long. RefSeq lists its product as uncharacterized. The transcript is spliced from 5 exons. The coding region runs from base 1 to 858 and encodes 285 amino acids. The record is from RefSeq and is a predicted model, not a curated record. Lineage: Eukaryota; Fungi; Ascomycota; Sordariomycetes; Xylariales; Microdochiaceae.
AUGCCGAGAAAAACCCUACUGGCAAGUCUGUACUUCUCUAUCCUCUCAAACCCAGGCUUAGCGACCAUCGCCUUGCCCAUUCCCGCGAUGAAACUCUCCCUUGCGCUUAUUCCUCUCCUUUCUCUCGGCAUCACUGCCGCCCCUGUUGAGGAUGCGAAGAAUCUCGGCGCGCCUGUCACACCCCGUGAGGAUGCUAAUAUCCUCGAUAAGAGAGAUUUGCGUUGCAAGAUUGUGGGCGCCGACGAGGUUAAUUGCAGGAAAGGCUACUACCUAUCCACCAAGGUUGUACGCAAGCUGAAGAGGAACUCCAUUUACACCUUCGACUGCUUCCAUAAAGGGGGCCGUGUUAUCAUUGAUGGUGUCCCCAACUCGUAUGUGGAGUUAACUGGCUGUAUUGGUGCAGGCGCCGAAACUAACAUCUUCGCAGGAGCUGGCAAUAUUUGCCACUCUAUGGUUGCUUUAUCAAUGGUUACUAUACCGAUAGCGAGUGCACUUCGGCAACCCGGUCGUGUUCCAGACAAGCACGAAUUGCGUAGCCCACUCGACCGCACAUUUCUCGCUUUUACUUCGAGGAAGCAUGUCAAUUAUGAAAAGACUCUUCCCGUUCAGCACAGUCUCGAGAAGAAGCUGCAGACACGUGAAGACUUCACUCUCACAGAGCCACCCGUCUUUGCCUCCAACAUGGCGCUUUCUGAGAAUCUCCACCAGCCGGGGUCCGUGCUGUUUCUGGAAAUUGGGAAGCAACUCAUAGGGCACUCUGUGAAAAAUAUCCUGGAUAAGAGUGCCGAGCACAUCUCCUGGGGCAGUCGGGAUGACCGAAUGACGCUUCGGCUUGAAGCGGCCGUCGUCAAGGACUGA